GGCGGUGGCUGCGCCUGCCGGGCGGUGGAGAGGCCGCGGCCGCCAUGGGCGCCCCGGUGAGGCGGGGCUGAGCCCCCCGGACCCCUUUCCCUGCCCUGGGCCUGCGCGGGCCUCCGCCGCUCGGAGCGAGUGACUGAGCGCGGCGGCUUUCUCGGCGUGCGGGCCUGCGCCCCGCUCCGUCCUCGCGUCCCGGCCCCCUUCCUUCCCCUCCCCUCCCGGGCCGGCCCCGCUCGCUCUCCAUCGCCGGCGGUAACUGCAGCGGCGAAGCACCGGCGUCCGCCCCGCUCGGGGGCCUCCCCGGUGCUCGGGCUUUCUCUUCCCUCGCUGUCCCCCGCUCCACCCCAGCGCUCCCGGUGCUCCAUGUCGGCCCCGCUGCCCGGCUCCGCGCUGCAGGAUGGAUGCAGACGCUGACCGGGGAUCCACCCCGCCGGCCCAGCCUCCCAGCUCCGCCGCGAGGAGCCCUUGGGACCCUCCUCUGUUGCAGCUGCAACGGCAGCCGCGGCCGGGCGCGCUCCCCGCUCAGUGACCGGCCCUCGUCUCGCCUCCCGCCGCCGCCCCGCCGCAGCCGCGCUCCCCCGGGACACCAUGUCGGGGGACGCCGCCGGCAGCGGCCCCCCGGGCCCGCGCUUCCUGGUGCCGCCGCCGCCGCCGCCCAAGAAUGGCUCCAGCUCGGACAGCUCCGUCGGAGACAAGCUGGGAGCCGCCGAGCACGGAGCCUCCGGCGCCGGCGGAGCGGGCGGCGGGCCGGGGAACGGAGGCCGCAGUGAGGAGUACCGGCGCCGCCGCCACACCAUGGACAAGGACAGCCGAGGGGCGGCCGCCACCGAGCACCGCUUCUUCCGCCGGAGCGUGAUCUGCGACUCCAACGCCACGGCCUUGGAGCUGCCCAGCCUGCAGCCGGCAGCGCCCUCGGCCCCUGUCUCGGGAGGCAGCGCGGCUCCCUCGGUGUUCCCUGCCGAGGGCGCCGGCCGGACCCCUUACGCCCCUGUCAGCGCCGCCGAGGUCGACUCGCGGCCGCCGCCGGCCGCCCCGCUGCCCCUGGAAGGACAGACCGCUGAGGAGCCCCCGGCCAGCAAGGAUGCCGCCCCGCUGCUGCCCAAGGAGGAGGAGGAGGGAGAUGAGGCAACUGCGCUACCCCCUACCAGUGCCGCUGGCAGCCUGUCAGCUGCCAGCCGGGAGUUUGAGGAGCGGAGAGCACAGCAGGAAGACAUCGAAGAGCUUGAGACCAAGGCAGUGGGCAUCUCCCCGGAUGGCCGCUUCCUGAAGUUUGACAUCGAGAUUGGAAGAGGCUCUUUCAAAACUGUCUAUAAAGGACUGGAUACUGAAACCACUGUGGAAGUUGCCUGGUGCGAGCUACAGGAUCGGAAGCUGUCCAAGUCAGAGCGACAAAGAUUUAAAGAGGAAGCUGGGAUGCUGAAAGGGCUUCAGCACCCCAAUAUUGUCAGGUUCUAUGAUUCCUGGGAGUCUACAGUCAAAGGAAAAAAGUGCAUUGUUCUUGUGACGGAGCUCAUGACGUCUGGAACAUUAAAAACGUAUUUGAAAAGAUUUAAAGUGAUGAAAAUUAAAGUCCUACGAAGCUGGUGCCGUCAGAUAUUGAAAGGCUUACAAUUUCUACACACACGCACUCCUCCCAUCAUUCACAGAGACUUAAAAUGUGACAACAUCUUCAUUACUGGCCCCACUGGAUCAGUCAAGAUUGGAGACCUUGGCCUGGCAACCCUGAAACGAGCUUCUUUUGCCAAAAGUGUGAUAGGUACCCCAGAGUUCAUGGCCCCCGAGAUGUAUGAGGAGAAAUAUGAUGAGUCCGUUGAUGUGUAUGCUUUUGGGAUGUGUAUGCUAGAGAUGGCCACGUCUGAGUACCCCUAUUCCGAGUGCCAAAAUGCCGCGCAGAUCUACCGCCGAGUGACCAGUGGUGUCAAGCCAGCCAGCUUUGAUAAAGUUGCAAUCCCUGAAGUGAAGGAGAUUAUUGAGGGAUGCAUUCGGCAAAACAAGGGUGAAAGAUAUGCUAUUAAGGACCUUUUGAAUCAUGCUUUCUUCCAAGAAGAGACUGGAGUACGGGUAGAACUUGCAGAGGAAGAUGAUGGAGAAAAAAUCGCCAUUAAACUCUGGCUGCGAAUUGAAGACAUCAAAAAACUCAAGGGCAAAUAUAAAGAUAAUGAGGCAAUAGAGUUUUCAUUUGAUUUGGAAAGAGAUGUCCCAGAGGAUGUAGCACAGGAAAUGGUGGAGUCUGGCUAUGUCUGUGAAGGGGAUCACAAGACAAUGGCGAAGGCUAUCAAGGACAGGGUCUCUUUGAUUAAGCGCAAGCGAGAGCAGCGCCAGUCGGUGCAAGAAGAACAGGAGAAUAUACUUCAGGAAGAAGGUAGUCAGAAGCAGCAGCUGGAGCAACAGCAGCCAUCAAGUGCUUCCCAUGCAGGGUCAAAGCAUCCCCAGUCUGUCACUGGUACUACUCCUGUCCCCACUGCUUCAGCGUCGGUUUCUACACAAGUGGAGCCUGAAGAGCCGGAGGCUGAUCAACACCAACAGCUGCAGUUCCAGCAACCCAGUAUAUCUGUUCUUUCUGAUGGAACAGUUGACAGUGGCCAGGGUUCAUCUGUGUACACUGAGUCUGUGAGCAGUCAGCAGGCUGUGUCCUAUGGCUCCCAGCUUGACCAGUCAGUCUCAAACACUGGAGUCCAGGGAUACCCAGCUUCAGUUGGCCAAGUGCAGUCCCAGCAGCAUGGAGGAUACCAGCCACCUGCAGCGCCUCAGCAUCCUCGUGGGGGAACACCACCGUUCCCAGAUUCACAGAUAUUUUUCCCAAACGUUCAUGAACGGCCGGUGUCUUUCUCGCCACCACCUGUCUGCCCGCCGAAGGUGGCGAUUGCUCAGCGGCGCAAGAGCACUUCAUUUUUGGAAGCCCAAACUUGCCACUUCCAGCCAUUGCUGAAGACUGGCCAGAGUUUAGUUCCACCUGGUGGUAGUCCCACCAAUUGGACUCCAGAGGCAUUUGUCAUGCUGGGCACAGCAGCUCAGAGAGUCGCUGGAGAGCCUCUGCAUGUGCAAGUUAAUCCUGUGUUUGAGCAAGCUCCUGUCCACAGUGACUAUAGAUCUGGACCAACACCUCCAGAGGAUGCUCACUACAGGAUGCAUCCAGAAGCUGUAUAUUUGGUGGGCAUGCACUAUCCAUCACAGGUAUCGGAGCAGUAUGAUCGAGUAGCUUUUACCUCUCACGCGACCGAACAGCAUUUGAAGCAGGUCUCUGAGUCAAACCAUGGGCAAGGUGGUCCUCCACAAAGCUCUGUGUUCGACUUGCAAUCGGGGCAGACAUACCUGGCAAGACACGUUCAGAACCUGAGGCUGGAUUCUGGGGUGGGUCCCCUUUCUCCAUUAUCCAGUGUUUCAGCUCCCCUGAGUGCAGAGCCAGCUCAGAUGACGUUCCACCAGGUGUUUGUUCCGCACUCGGCCCCGGCUGUGCUCUCUCACAGUGCUGAUGGCAGAGCCAGCUGUGUCUUUGAGUUCCAUGUGCACACACAGAGCUCUGCUCCGGCAGAAGGGGCGGCUUUGCCCCCACGGGCCUACAGGAGUCGCCGGGGCUCCGUGGAGAGCAGCCAAGAGGAGUCCAGCCAAGGCGUAGGGUCGCAUGGUCGGCUGCAGCCUGUGACAGAGGAGCAGUGUAACUAUCUUGGUGCUGGGGUAGCGGGUCCCAGAGGGGGCUCUGCCAGGCGCAGCUGGCCAGAAGGAAGCCCAGAGUACUCCAGUGAUUCCUCACAGCUGACUUCCUCUGACACUGGUGAUUUCCAGUCUCCUCCCCCUACAGGGGGAUCAUCUUCUGCUUUUGGUUCAGACUUCUCAUUGCCCAUUGUUCAGCUGCCCCAGAAGGUGUUGCAAGAGUCGCAGCUCUUCAUCUGCUUCCCCCAGGGAGCCUCAACUCAGCAGGCCUUGUCCACCUCGCUUUCAUCAGGACCACCUGCAUCCUAUCCUCAGGUUACAGGAACACAGGUGCAAGGCCAGCCAGGCUCAAGCAAUGCAUCGGUGCCAUCCCAGCCCACUCAACACACUCAGCAGAGUGCACAGCAGCCAGCCUCUUCCCAACAGCCUGGACAAUACCAGCUGCAACAGCCCUCAGUUUCUGCCAGCACCACUCCUGCACAAACUGUCUCUCAAACUCAAACUUCACAGGUCAUGCCAAUGCCUCAGGCAGCAGCUGGGACACAGGGCUUCCCAUCUCGGCUGGCACCGCAGUACCCAGGGGACUCGAACGUUGCACCUUCCUCAGCUGUGGCCUCUGCCAGCAUUCCUUCUGCUGUGCUGUCCCCUCCCUUGCCCACAGAUGCAAUGGCCCAGUCAGGCUACCUUGCUCCUGUUGUGCAGCCAUACGGGGAGCAGAAUGUUUUAGUUUCCAUGAGCAGCCUGGGAGGACAGGUUCAGGUGCCCCAGCCUCCUGUGAGUUUAGCACAACAGGCCUCAUCUGCCUCCUCACAGCAGGCAGUCGUGGAGGGUACUCAGGGAGCCUCACAGACUGCUUCUUCAGAGACUCUUCCAGUGACACAGCCUGCUCAGUCUACCCCUUUGACUUCUUCUAUGGAUAGUGCACAUUCUGAUGUUGCUUCAGGAUUGAGUGAUGGCAACGAGAAUGUCCCAGCUUCUAGUGGCAGGCACGAGGGGAGGACAGCGAAGCGUCACAUGCGCAGGUCUGUCCGCAGUCGCUCUCGCCACGAGAAGACUUCUAGGCCGAAACUGAGAAUUCUAAAUGUUUCAAACAAAGGUGAUCGGGUAGUGGAAUGCCAGCUAGAGACGCACAAUCGGAAAAUGGUUACUUUCAAAUUUGAUUUGGAUGGUGAUAACCCUGAGGAAAUAGCUACAAUUAUGGUGCAGAAUGAGUUUAUUUUAGCAACAGAGCGAGACUCAUUUGUAGAACAGGUACGAGAGAUUAUUGAGAAAGCAGAUGAGAUGCUAAGUGAGGAUGCAAGCGUGGAGCCAGAAGGGGAUCAGGGCUUGGAGAGUAUGAGGACAAAAGAUGACAGCUUCUUCCCGGGGUCUCAGAAAUUAGAGUUCAAACAGCCAGAUCCUACAUCUUCCAUGCCACAAAGAAUAGGGGUUCCCUCUAGCUCCUUUACCCAGGUUGUUCAUUCUGCGGGAAGACGGUUCAUUGUCAGCCCGGUCCCUGAAAGCCGACUGAAAGAACAGGGCUUUUUCACAUCUGCUGCUGCUGGAGGAAACGAGACUUCAGAUGUGGUUGCAGCAUCUCCUGUUCACGGUCCUGGAAUGAAUCUCUCCCACUCAGCAUCAUCACUGAGCUUGCAGCAAGCUUUCUCUGAGAUGGGGCAUGCUCAAAUGACAGAAGGACCUAGCACAGCUCCUCCAGUGUUCAACCAAACAAUCCCACCAUUUCCACCUGCGCUUUCUACCAUGGCCGGCAGCGGUGCAACUCCUGCAUCUGUGCCUACUUCUUCAGUAUCUGUUUCCUCCAGCACUGGUGUUUCUCUUCCAGGAUCUGUUACUUUGCCUUCAGAAAAUGCAGCUCUUGGAGCUGCACCAAGCACAAGUGUGCCAAGCUCUAUUUCUCCACCUCCAGCCUCCCAGUCUGGACAGCAAUCGACAGGUGUUGCUUCCAGCGUGAGCGCCCCUGCUUCUUUCUCCUUAUCUGCCACGUCCCAGCCUGCUCAACCAGUGACUGCAGACAUUGCUCCCAGUAUCAGCACACCCUCAUCCUCAGCACUGCCAUCUGCCCAGGUUCCUGGUGUCACUGCUUUCGGUGCUGCUGCACCAGCUGUGACAUCUCAGUCUACUCCCCAGAUUGGGACUAGUAUGGCAGCACCACAGACGUCUGUUGCCCCCUCUCUGGCUCAGAACGUGGCUUUGCAGCUUCCCCAGCUCAGCAGCAGUGGCUCUGUGUCCAGUCUGGCAGAAACAACAGUUGUCAGUGCUCCACAAUCACUGCCUGAGAGUGGGAACUCUCUGGAUAAAUCACAUGCCUGCAAUGCAGCUGGCUUAUCUCUUCCAAUCUCUGCACCUUUAUCAUCCUCGAUUGCAUCAAGCAUAUGUGGUUCAGUCUCUCAGCCAGUGGUUCAUCCCUUACUUGUUCCAUCAGGAAUUACAUCAACACCUGUCCUACCCCAGAUUUCAGGUGCAACACCCAUGUUGCCCCAGGUUCCCUUACCUGGUGUCUUGCCACAACCAGUCACUAACUUGCCUGCAGUACAGCAGACUUUGAUCCACAGCCAGCCUCAACCAGCUCCAUUGCCCAACCAGCCUCACGUUCACUGUCUGGAGGCUGAUGCUGAUGCUCAGUCUAAGGCCCCUGGUAUUGAUGAUAUAAAGACCCUGGAAGAAAAGCUACGGUCUCUCUUCAGUGAGCACAGUAACGUGGGCACAGUGCAUCCAUCAGUGUCUCUGGAGACCUCUCUGGUGAUGGAAACAACAGUUGUUCCUGGCAUCCCAACCACUGCUGUUGCACCAACCAAACCCCUGACAUCCAUUAGCACUUGUAUACCUCCAAGCAGUUUGCCUCUUGGACCAACUGGCUUGCCAGUGGUGACUCCAGUUGCCACUCCUGGGCAGGUGAUCACCCCAGCCAGCUACGUGUCAGCCUCGAGCAGCAUUGCCACGGCAGCAGUGAAAGCAGGGACCUCUCCUUCAAAGCCCCCUCUCAGCAGGGUACCGGUGCUACCCAUAGGUUCUGACCUUCCGGCUGGCACUCCAUCCAGUGAGCAGCUGCCUCCUUUUCCAGGACCUUCACUAACUCAGUCCCAGCAGCCACUGGAAGAUCUGGAUGCUCAACUGAGAAGAACCCUUAGUCCAGAGACCGUCCCAGUGACAUCUGCUCCUGCCUGUUCUGUGCCCUCAGUGGCAUCAACAACGGUUACUGGGCCAGUGUCCACAGCAGCACAGUCUCUGAAGGAUGUUUUGGCAGCAGGUGAUGGAGAGACCAGUGCUGUGGCUGCAGCAGGAGCCAGUGUGCUGAAGAUGGGACGGUUUCAGGUAUCUGUGGCAGUGGAUGAUGUGCUAAAAGAGGGUGACAAACCUGAAACGAAGCCAGUGCAAUUUGAAACCACCUCCACUGAUUCUUCAAGCCUUUCUGGCAGCAGCCCAGAGAGCACGCUGGUGAAGCAAGCUGAGAGCAGGAAGAGUGGGGCUGUGGCUGCCACCUCCUUGGAUGUGGUGGAUGGCAUUGCUGAGACAGCUCCCAGGCUGUCACUGCCAGGAGAUGCUGCUCAGGCCACCAAGGUCGGGCGCUUCCAGGUGACGACGACCGCGGAUCAAGUGGGGCGCUUCUCCGUGCUCAAGGCUCGGGAUGAGGUCAGCUGUGCCCAGAAAGAGCCAGUCACUCUUCCUCUCUCCGUGGGCUUGGAACAAGUUGCUGCUUCAGCUGCAGCUCCCAAGAAAGAGUUGGAGUCAAGGCAGUCCCCACACAUGAAUGGUCCAUCCUCUGAUCCGGAGGCUGCCUUUCUCAGUGGGAUGGCUAAGGAUUUGGAUGAUGGCUCAGGGAGCCCAGACUCUGUCCAGCACCUGGGAUCCAAGAUCAGCCUCCCUGUUCAGAGCCUCAGCAACUCCUUCAACUCUUCCUACAUGAGCAGUGACAAUGAGUCGGAUAUUGAAGAUGAAGACUUGAAGCUGGAGCUCCGUCGGUUACGGGAGAAGCACCUUAAAGAGAUCCAGGAGCUGCAGAGCCGCCAGAAGCAGGAGAUUGAGUCACUCUACAUGAAACUGGGAAAGGCCCCACCUGCAGUAAUUAUUCCCCCAGCUGCACCCCUGUCAGGAAGGAGGAGACGACCUACAAAAGGAAAAAGCAGCAAGUCCAGUCGUAGCAGCUCCCAGGGACAUAAAAGCCCUCAGCUAUCAGGUAACCUGUCAGCUCAAAGUGCACCAUCAGUCUUGCCCCCUCAGCAGACCCUUCAUCCUCCUGGCAGUGUGCCAGAGACAGGGCAGAACCAUUUGUUACAGCCCCUCAAACCUUCACCUUCCAGUGAAAAUCUCUACUCUGCCUUCACCAGUGAUGGUGCCCUCUCGGUACCGAGCCUUUCUGCGCCAGGCCAAGGGACCAGCAGCACCAACACAGUGGGGGCUGCAGUGAACAGCCAGGCCCCCCAGAGCCAGCCCAUGGCCUCCAGCCGCAAGGGCACCUUCACCGACGACCUGCACAAGCUGGUGGACAACUGGGCCCGGGACGCCAUGAACCUGUCUGGCAAGAAAGUUGGCAAGGGGCACAGCAGCUACGAGGGCCCUGGAAUGGCAAGAAAAUUCUCGGCCCCAGGUCAGCUGUGUAUCUCGAUGGCAUCUUCCCUGGGUGCUACGCCCAUCCCUGCAGCAUCAGCUACCUCUUUAGGUCCCUUCAGCAAGGCCAUGUGCCCCCCGCAGCAGUACGGUUACCCAGCAGCCUCCUUCCCCCCGCCCUGGAGCGGCCCAGGGGGGCCAGCACAGCCACAGCUCGGCCAGUUCCAGCCCGUGGGGGCCACCUCUUUGCAAAGCUUCAACAUCAGCAACUUGCAGAAGUCUGUCAGCAACCCUCCAGGCUCCAACCUGCGGACCACUUAGCCACGCUCGGAGCCCCGCUGGCUGCGCCUGGGGACAGGAGCUGGGGAGGGAGAUGGGCCUCUAUCAAUACUAGUGCUGCAAUGAACUGGUAGCUUGCCAGACUGGGAAUGAAUUUCUCUUUUCCUACCAUUGCUGUCAACUCUGUAGCGGGAGUUUCCCCACACGCUCGGAAGGGGGAGGAGGAUGAUGAGCAUCCUUGUGAUGGGACAGAGCUUUUCACUGAGGGGCUGCUCUCGUGUGCAACGAGAGCUGCGAGGAGAAGCCCUGGGUCAGUUCAUACAGUCUUGCUGUAAAAUUUUCCUGGUGGGAGAGCUGAACCCAGCAUGAGGCUCUAGCAUGCUUCUCGCCUCUUCCUGGAGAACCAAGAGCAGGAAAAAGCUGUCCAAAUCCCCCUCCUCUCCCUCUCCCCAGUCAAUCGUAUCUGGCUCUGAAAUGAUGGGGCACACGAAUGGACUUGUGGUGCAGCCCAUGCUUGAUAGGUCAUUACUGCUUUAAGUAAGAUAUUAACAGCUUUGACUGCAGCAUUAGAGCAAUUUAAAUUGUUAAAAAAAAAUUUUAAAAGUUCCCUGCGGACAUGUACUUACCAUCAGUUUUGAUGUGGAAACACUGUGAUAUAUAAAUGUUGUUGGACAACAGUAGUUUAAAAAUGAGUGGAAUAUAGAGGGUUAAAAAAGUUAAAAAGAAAAAAACGGGAAAAAAAGCUAGCUAUAUCCUUAUACUUAUUGGAGACACUUUAACUUUUUCCUUUGUAUUUUCAUUGUAUUAGAUAAAUAAAUGUGAAUGUAAAAUUGUAUAAAUUAAUGUACUUGAAUACUUGUCUGUUCUCCCAGUAUGCUUGCUGGAUAUUUUAGUGCCUUGGACUUCUCUUGCUUCUGCAGUUUAGCGUCGUCUUCCCAGCAGAGCCCAGGUGGGCAGAGGGCGAGGUGAGGGCAGGGUGUGUGUGCAGGGGAGGGCACCGCGCGCGGCCGGAGCCGUUCUGGUGUGGGGAAACUCGUGCAGGCAGAGCUGAGGUGUGGGGUGACAGGGCCAGGUGGGCUGGGACAGGGGGAUGCAGGUGAAGCUAAAACGAGACUUAACCAAUAUUGGCUCUGGAGGCAGGAGGGCUGGGUCAGGAACGGAGAGAGGAGGGGAGAACGUGUGUCUUUGGGAAAGGCCCGACUUAAGAUGCAAUUUGACUCCACCUGCAAAGUGGUAAAGAUGUUUGGUCAGGAUGUGGCUUGAGGGAGAGGUGCCAUUGCUCGUUGGCAUGGGCUUGUCUGCUGGGAUUGCUUUUCUUACCUUUGUUUUUUUUGGUAAAAUUCAUUUAAGCCAGGAACAGACUGUCCUGGUGCAACGUCCAUUGCCGGCAAUGGAUGUACUUGAAACAGCCGGCAUCAAGAAGUUUCCUCUGUCUGUCUUGGAGGAUUUACAAUUUUGUUCACUCUUAACAAAUUUCAAGCUGGUACCAGGACUGUCACUGUCUGUCACUUGUCACCUCUUAGUACCUGUACUGUAUCUUCUGCUUUGGUCAUUCUCCCUUUUCCUAUUUAAGAAAUACUGGUUUCCUCUUCAAAGUCGAAAUAAUACCAGCCAGUAUUUAUGUAGUGCUGCAGAAAGCUGUGAAGGAUGAGGGUGCAGCUUUCCUGGUGCUUGGGAGCAGCUCACCAGCAUCCUGGAGGCUGGUGCAUCACAGGGUGUUACUUGUCCAUGUUUGUUUUAAUCUCAGAGCCUGUUCCCUGCUGGGGCCUUAACAGGGAGUUUUUGUGUCUGCAGAUGUUCUCACUCUUCCUUUUUCACAAAGAAACGAGAUGCUUUGUGCUCCUGUCCCUCGUUUUGCAGCAGUUGUGGCAGCAGGGCAGGCCCAGAGGAGAGGAGGGGCUCCAGGGGGAGCAGGAGAGCAGCGAGCCCGGGGCUGAGCCAGGCAGGAAUCUCUGGAAGGAUGGAUGGAUGGAUGCAGGGAAACAAGAGCAGGGACAGAGCUGAGGCAGUAAUGAGACAAGGGCAAUAUUCGUGGCAGAGGAGCUGGUCAGCUGGAUGCAGCACAUGGUUAUUUAAAUUUGAUCUAAUAAGUUUGAGGUCGUUUUUUCACUUAAUGUUAUGCAAGAACUGGUUUUAUUUACCAUUGAUUUUUUUUUUUUUUUCUCCCUCCCUCUCCUCCUGUGGAUGAAUAACUGAAGUCUAGAGGAAUAAACUAAUGCUACUGAACUGUUAAAUUAUUUUGUUUAAUAUUACACUUUGAGUAUCUUUUUCCACAUAAAAUCUGUUUCUGAAUUACAAGCGUUUUCUUUACAUUAUUUAACAAUGUACACUGUAAAAAUAAAAAUAAAAAAAAUAAAAUUAAUUGAAACUUU
Oenanthe melanoleuca is the source of this 10844-nucleotide messenger RNA. It is a transcript of the gene WNK1, whose product is annotated as WNK lysine deficient protein kinase 1. Gene Ontology annotation, molecular function: potassium channel inhibitor activity; protein serine/threonine kinase activity; chloride channel inhibitor activity. The record is from RefSeq and is a predicted model, not a curated record. The transcript has 28 exons. Gene Ontology annotation, cellular component: cytoplasm; cytosol. NCBI's taxonomy places the organism in Eukaryota, Metazoa, Chordata, Aves, Passeriformes, Muscicapidae. Gene Ontology annotation, biological process: positive regulation of sodium ion transmembrane transporter activity; monoatomic ion homeostasis; intracellular signal transduction. The coding region runs from base 586 to 8514 and encodes 2642 amino acids.